Molecule: messenger RNA, 1470 nt
Organism: Penicillium nucicola
Lineage: Eukaryota; Fungi; Ascomycota; Eurotiomycetes; Eurotiales; Aspergillaceae
Product: putative MFS sugar transporter
Exons: 2
Coding region: 1-1470 (489 amino acids)
Biological process (GO): transmembrane transport; carbohydrate transport
Cellular component (GO): membrane
Molecular function (GO): carbohydrate:proton symporter activity
Source: RefSeq, a predicted model, not a curated record
AUGGGAUUAUUCCCAGUCCCUUUUCAGACCCCACCAAGAUACCUAUUAGCCUGCAUCCUCUGUUCAGCAAAUGGCCUCCUAUUUGGUAUGGACACGGGAAUCAUCGGUCCAGUGACCGACAUGAAAGAAUUCAAAGCACAGUUCGGUGGUAGUGAAAAUUCUACAAUCCACGGCCUGAUCGUCUCCUGUAUCUUGAUCCCAGCGGCUCUGUCUUCAUUCUUUGCGGGCUACGUUGCCGACCGGCUAGGCCGACCAAAGGGGAUCAGUAUUGGUGUUUUCAUCUUCGGCAUCGGAGCUGCUAUUGAAGCAGGUGCUGUCCAGCUGUCCAUGUUCAUCGUUGGUCGUGUCGUUGAAGGACUCGGCGAGGGUCUGUUCCUCGGGAAUCUGGUGGUGCUGAUUUGUGAGAUCUCGCCAACGCGCACUAGAGGUGCGUUGACGACUGGUCCUCAGCUAGCUACGACGCUUGGAUUGGUCCUUGGAUACUUCGUUUGUUAUGGCUCUUCGAAUAUCCAAUCUUCGCUUUCGUGGCGCACGCCAUUUAUUCUUCUUUCUUCCCUCUCUAUCAUUCUAGGGAGUCUCUCCCUGUUCUUCUUGCCUGAUUCGCCCCAAUGGCUGGGUCUCCAGGGUCGUUAUGCUAUGGCGGAAGAGGCUUGGGAGAAGUUGGGUGUUACUUGCGCGGACCGUGAGAAGAUCAUAGUUUCAGUACAGACAACGGAGGUUGAGCCUGGCACUGAGAUUGAGAAGAAGGGCAUGAGCACCAUGGAGAAACUCGUGGAUGUCUUCUCUAAAGAUGUGAGAGGAAGAACCGCCCUUGCUGUUUUCUUGAUGGGCAUGCAGCAGAUGAGUGGUAUUGACGGAGUUCUCUACUAUGCCCCUGAACUGUUCCAAAAGGCAGGCCUCGCUUCAUCGGAAGCAAGCUUCCUAGCCUCGGGUGUCUCAGCCCUCGUCAUAUUUGCCGUGACCAUUCCAGGAUUGAUCUACGCCGAUGGAUGGGGCCGCCGAAGCAGCAUUGUCUAUGGCGGUAUUGGGCAGGCCGUUCUAAUGUUCUUGAUGGGUGGCCUAUAUGCUGGAAAUGCCGUUCAUCAAUCUACCGGCGCCGGCCGCUGGGUUGUGAUUGUCUGUAUCUUCCUGUUUGCUGCUCUCUACUCUGUCUCUUGGGGGAUCGCUGUCAAAGUGUACGCUGCAGAGAUCCAACCUCAGCGAACCCGAGCAUCAGCCACAACACUGGGCCAUUCGAGUAACUGGCUUUGCAAUUUCUUGGUGGCUUUGACCACUCCGAUUCUACUUGCAAAGAGUAGUUAUGGUGCCUACUUUUUGUGGGGUGGGUGCAGUAUUAUCACGGCUGUUGUGGGCAUUCUCUAUAUGCAUGAGACGAAAGGCCGCACAUUCCCUGAGAUUGAAGCUGCUUUCAAGGGCAAGUCGUCUGGACAGAGGCAGACUUCUUUCUGGAGUGGGAACGGCAAGGCUUAA